AUCAACUGUCCUCCUCACUCAGUUGACAGCCAGGCUCGUCACAACAGCACCGAGGGGGUCACUCCUGCGGACGGAGCUUUUAGCGCAUUUUUUCUUCAAGGAUACUUUGUGGGUUUAAUUUUUUGUCACUUAAAAAUGGCUCGUUCUUUUGACACACACGUUGGAAUUAACAGCGUUUACUGAGUUCAUGUGGGACCAAGAGCCACUCAGGAGGACAGAGACAUGCAUCGCCUUCCCUAUCUUCACUGUCUGCUCCUCACAGUUUGGCUGUGGCGCGCGGUCAGCGGGAGACACCCGAACUGUCUCUUCUUGUUUGAGCUGCAGUUGGCAGAGAAGGAAUGCUCGGCCAAGCUGGAAGAAGAGCAGGUCCCAGAGUCCGGAGGCUGCCGAGGCACGUGGGACAACAUUUCCUGUUGGCGCCAUGCGGAGGUCGGGGAGGUGGUCGUCAAUACCUGCCCGGACGCGCUGAAAAACCUCUUUGGCAGAGACGGGAAGAUCAGCAGGAACUGUACGGAUGAUGGAUGGUCAGUGGUGUACCCCAGUGUCCAUACCGAGUGCUAUUCUGAGCACAAGCCCGACAAGCUGGUGUUCUAUACCGUCGUGAAGACCCUGUACACGCUGGGCCACAGUCUCUCUCUCAUCGCUCUCAUCACUGGCAGUACCAUCCUGUGUCUCUUCAGAAAGCUACACUGCACAAGGAACUACAUCCAUCUGAAUCUGUUCUUCUCCUUCAUCCUGAGAGCUAUUGCCGUGCUGAUCAAGGACGCCAUUUUGUUUUCGCACAGUGAGAACAUGAAAUGCCAUGAACAGCCCUCACUGAUAGGGUGCAAGGCCAGUCUGGUCAUUUUUAACUACUUCGUCAUGGCUAAUUUCUUCUGGCUGCUGGUGGAGGGCCUGUAUCUGCACACCCUGCUGAUGGUGAUCUUCUCCAAGAACCGGCACUUUGUGGUCUAUCUCUUCAUCGGGUGGGGAUUCCCCACAAUCUUUGUGAUAGCGUGGGUCAUUUGCAGGAUAUACCUGGAGGACAGGGGAUGCUGGGAGAUAAAUGAUGCCACAGUUCCCUGGAGGGUGAUCAACUGGCCAAUCAUGACUUCUGUUGUAAUCAACUUUAUUCUGUUUAUCAGCAUCAUUCGGAUCUUGGUGCAGAAGCUCAGGUGUCCUGAUGUAGGAGGGAAUGACCAGUCUCAAUACAGGAGGCUGGCGAAGUCGACGCUGUUGUUGAUCCCACUUUUUGGGGUUAACUACAUUGUGUUUGUGUACAUGAGAGAGGAGAGUGAAAGCGACACGUUUCAAAGCUACAAAAUAUUCUUUGACCUCUGCCUCGGCUCGUUCCAGGGAUUGGUUGUUGCCAUUUUGUACUGCUUUCUGAACAGUGAGGUCCAGACUGAGCUGAAGAGGAAGUGGCGGAGUGUGUGUCUGAAGCGUUACAUUGGCCGAGACUACCGACUGCACAGCUCGUCCAUUUCCAGAAACGGCACAGACAACGUGGCGCAGUUCCAUCGCAACUCCCGAGCCCAGUCCUUCCUCCAGACGGAGACCACCGUAAUGUGAGGCCGUUUUCACUCACAAGCACACACAAACUCUGUUCUUUUGGAGCAGCUGUACAGGAAAUGCCAUAAACAAGGGUCCACUGCAUUGCCCUGUAGUUUUCUUAACCCAUCUACAAAUAAGUUUUGCAAAUAUUUGUCGAACUUCUUGCUUUUUGCUAUGCUGAAGAGGCUGGGACUUACCGUUUUACCAGCAGGACACGAUUAGUAAUGCCAAAUGCUGUUGUGAGUGUGUUUUUGUACCACAUUUCAGUGUAUAGUGGACCAGCAGGUGUUUUAAGUGAUAGAAUGUCAGUACAGAUGCUUUGGUGAGUGUAAGAGGACAAGAUUACAUCAGCUUUGAUGUAUCACACAUUCAGUUUUACAUUUACACUGUUUGCAGAUAAGUUAUUCCAGCUCUUACGACUUGUUUGUUCCCCCACAUGUAAACAUAGAAGGAUACAAAUGUUUCAUUUCCAAACAUUUCUUUAUCAGUCCAGCACUUGUAUUAUACCGGACCCGGCUUCGAGCACAGUACUUAUGACCUUGUAAAUAUUUCUCGACUCCUGGCUGUUUUUAUGGAUGGUCAGAGAGUCGGACACAGAAGACAGGCUUGACGCCAGCCUCGUGGAAGCAUUAGGCACAGCGUUGUCCAUGCUGUGUAGAGAACUAGCACAAGGCUGGGGAUGAAAAGCCCUGGAACGUCUGCAGCGAUGCUUCAGGGCUAAAGACAGAGCAGAAGCUUUGGUUCUCCACCACGGAGAGCUCAUUAGGAACCCAUUACCGCCAGAGGUGUUCGCAUCAGCUCUGUUACAGACGAGGCCUUACGUUCCAAAGGGUGAUUCCAUGACGACGGUGCAUUUCUUGCAUGAGGGGACACCGUGUUAACUCCGCUCAAGUGGAGACGUGGAAGAAGCACAAAACCAAAGAGCCAAACGUACGCAGGGAACAGAAUCCUACUGAUGAAGAAGGACUGGAGAGACAGUAUGAGUGGUAAUACAAUAACAACUGGUUGGCAGUACUUGGAUUAAGUCUGGUCUUGGACUAAAUUGCAAUGGCAGUGGUGUAGACAUGUGCCAGUAGUCUGUAAAUCGGUGCACCGCGAUAUUUUGUACGCACGGUAACAUUAUUGUGGACGCUUCAAAAUACCGUCACUGGAUUUUAGUCAAACAAGUCCCACCACAAAAACUUUUGAAAUGCAGGUCAGCUCUCCUUUCACAAGAAUGGAGACACUGUUCUGCUCUGAUCACAUGAUACAGUCGUAUGCAAAAGUGAAAAUGAGUUAAUAAAUCCUCUACAGUGAGCAAGCUUUAAAAAAUUCGGCAAAUUUUACUGCACAAUUUCUACAAUUUCCAUUUAUAGUGAAAAAAACCAUAGCAUAUCAAAUGUGCCAUAAUUUUUGCACAGGCCACAUUACGUUUUAUGUAUUGAUAUUUUAUUUUUUUCUUUCCAGUUUGUUCAAUUUAGCAAAUAAAGAGCAUUAAAAUGUGUUCUCUGUGGAGGAUAUGGGCUUAUUUUUACUCAGAAAAUCAACGCCGUGUCGUUUGACUAGUCCAGGCUUUUGUGCACAACUGUACAUUCUCUCUUCUGAGCAAAUCAGUGGUGCAGAUAAGCAUCCACAGCACAGCAAGGUGAGGAGAGGUCCCAGAACUUUUCCACCAUGAAAAGAAGUGAAAACUCAUGUCCCACCCGGCUUGGAGGAGGAAAAAACUGAAGAUCUCAUGAGCGCAUGUGUAUAUGAAGUAAAAGGCACAAAAUUUUACUGGAAGUCGGGUGCACUACAUUCAGAACUCAAGCCUCAAGCCAGAAAAGGUCAAUAUGCUGGUCUUCUUGGCAAAAAAAGGCCUGAACCUAAAUAUGUUGAAAAUAAUCACAAUUUAAAUUGCAAUCGCAAUAUUAGUCCGAAAACUUGCAAUUAGAUAUUUUCCCAAAUUGUUCAGCCCUAAACCAGAUAUUUAAUUUUUUCACUGAUGGAAAAUUCUACCAACAGCAGCUUCUGUCAGCAGACAGUGAAACGAGUUCAGAUUUCACCUUUUGCCAUUGACCAUGGCGAUUGAAUAAACCAGAUGUUAUGUUUUUUAAUAAAAGAUAUACAGAUUGAGAGACCCUUAUUAGUCGCACAACAGGAAAUUUCACUUCUGCAUUUUUCCCCAUCUGUGCAGUGAAACACCACAUACACACUAGUGAACACACACACUAGGGGGCAGUGAGCACACUUGCCCGGAGCGGUGGGCAGCCCUAGUGUCUCAUUGUUGAAGUCCAGGCACAGCCAGUAUUAAACAACAAAAAAUAAAAAGAGCACCGCGCAUCUUACUGCCUUUUUUUUCCCACCUUAAAUGAUCAAUCGACAGUGCUAAGGCUCUCCUUUAAUAAUCAUACAUUUUCACCGCUGAUGCUGUCAUAAUGGCAAUGUUUCCAUCACUGCAUGUCGCCGUACUGCUAUCGAGUACGGAACAUUUUUUCAGUGCUAACAUGUAAACGCAGUAUUAGGCUUUAAGUGAAAGUAAUUACUGAAGGAUUCACUGUUAAACUUGAACAUACAAAAGUAAAAUUUGUUACCUAAAUGUGUGUUAAAAGCUUUAAAUUAGGGUUUAGCAAUGACAAAAAUAUAAUAUCAUGAUGUUGCACAUUUAAAAAUGCUAUCAAAAUCUAUGAGCAGAAAUUAUUUUCAUUCAAAAUUUUACAUACCACAGUGAACUAAAUCGAAAUAACCAGGACUAAUUAUGCUCUCUUUGUAAUGAAUCAUGCAGUUGGUCAGUGUUCUAGACGUACUGAUGAUGUCCAAGCUACUGUACUGAUGAUGAAAAGCAUAUUGUGACAUACUGUUUGAUAAUUUAUAAUGAUAAAUAUUAUCAUAUAUCCAAGCUCUACUUUAAACAUCUGUAUGUAGGCUAGAGGUCUGUAGCAUUAAAACUUUAGCUUGAUGCUAAUGUAACAUGGAAAAGGCCAUUAGGGUGCUAGUAGAAAAUUAGCAGAUCAAACACUAUUUAUAAAGUACUGCAAAACAAAUGUAUUGUACAUAUUGUAUGUGUAUAAACACCUGCACAGCACUGCUGUUUAAGAAAUGACAUUGAGAAUGUAGUUUGUUUAUCUUUAAACAUUUUAUACAAUAGUGUGGUAACACUGUGAACUGUGUUAUCAGAGUUGUCAUGAUGUAAAAUGUUUAUAUCGGCACAUGCCUACAACGCUGAUUCACCACUGCAAUGCUUUUUAGUCCAGGCUGAGGCCACAAAUGUGAUCAAGUGUUGAUAAUCUAAUCCAAAGCUUUGCUGUUGAUGAUUUAGAUGUCUAACUGAUGUUUAACCACUUACUGCCAUAACCUUCAUCUUAAUCUGUGCUCACCACAAUCUUAAGAGGAAGUCCAUUUUUCAAAAAUUGUGUGUAAUUCAGUCUUUAAAAUGUCAUUCAGAGUGGUUUGGUGUGAAAUGCUCAGUUCUAGAGAAACUUGCCAAGUCAGA
Molecule: messenger RNA, 4984 nt
Organism: Colossoma macropomum (tambaqui)
Lineage: Eukaryota; Metazoa; Chordata; Actinopteri; Characiformes; Serrasalmidae
Gene: vipr2
Product: vasoactive intestinal peptide receptor 2
Exons: 13
Coding region: 223-1551 (442 amino acids)
Biological process (GO): cell surface receptor signaling pathway; adenylate cyclase-modulating G protein-coupled receptor signaling pathway
Cellular component (GO): plasma membrane
Molecular function (GO): G protein-coupled peptide receptor activity; peptide hormone binding; vasoactive intestinal polypeptide receptor activity
Source: RefSeq, a predicted model, not a curated record